AUGUCAAUAGCAAUGGAGACAACACCGGCAUCGGUGUCAUCAACUUCAGGGACAGAGAUGAAUUCUGAGAAACCUUUGGAACAAACUUCACAAAAUUUACAAAUGUCGUUGUCUUGCAGUGCAACUUCAACGCCACCUUUACAUCAAGCAGCCGAACAGUCCAGUGGUCUGCAAAUUGACCUCAGUACUAACCUCUCGAAUAUAUUAAAUCCAUCAACAAAUGAUAUAAAAAAUGAAAAUUCGCCUGUGAUUGGUGACGAUGCAAAUUCAGUGCUCGAACACGAGCUUGAAAUUCAGCAAAAAGCUUUUCAAAGGUUUACUUCCUCAUUGAACGAUCUCGGAUUUCGAUCAACCUUUCCAAUAAAUGUAUUUCCACCAUUUUUGGCUGCUCUUCAACAAAAUCCUUUAACUUUGCAUAAUCAAUUUGUUGCGGCUAGUAGUAAUCCUCGAAGUUCGGGUGAUUCCCCACUACCUGAUGAUGAUGAUGAAAAUAAUGCAUUAGCUAUUACCGAACCUGAGGAUUUAACUGUUAAUUUUCGCAGAAGCAAAAAAGAAUGCGGAACUGGAGGAAGUAAUACUGAUGACAACGCGGAUUCAGAUACCAGUGGUCAGCAGAAUUGGUCCUAUGAAGAGCAAUUUAAACAGGUCAGUUGCACUUAGAG
Molecule: messenger RNA, 662 nt
Organism: Thelazia callipaeda (thelaziosis nematode)
Lineage: Eukaryota; Metazoa; Nematoda; Chromadorea; Rhabditida; Thelaziidae
Source: the annotation of a GenBank genome assembly